Striga hermonthica is the source of this 882-nucleotide messenger RNA. Lineage: Eukaryota; Viridiplantae; Streptophyta; Magnoliopsida; Lamiales; Orobanchaceae. The record is from the annotation of a GenBank genome assembly.
AUGCGGCAGGGCCGGGUCGAGAAAUCCAUGUGCCGCUACGAACUUGGUCAUUUAAUCUGGGCCAGCUGUAAUGGCCUGCUUUUGGGAUUCUUAAACGGAGAUCCUUAUUCUGUGCGCAUCCUGAAUCCCGCAACCAAGCAAUGCUUCACCCUGCCUCCAUUUUCCAAGAUACGUUAUGCAUCUCUUCUUCCUGCUAUGGCGUAUGCGUCGGCCUCCAUGAAGUAUAAAGUGGUUGUACGCGAUUUCGUGGAUGGAAGCAAUGGUCUAAGGAAUCUUGAAUGUCUUAUAUUAACUGUUGGUGUCGAUACCACCUGGAGGCAUGUCCACACUAAGCACUUGUCUCUUAAUAGGAACCAACUUUCAUGCGCCUUUAAGCCGUUGAUCACUGAUGGUUUUGUGCAUUGGGUCUGGGAUUCGUGCACCUCUGUUUUCUCUCUCGAUGUGGAGACUGAAAUUAUUUCCAACUCAGAGGUCCCCCUUCCUCGAGUUCACAGAAACAAGCGACGCUUUUAUCUGUCAACAGGAAGGUAUCUAUCUUUAUUGGUCGCCCUUGGGAAUUUCUCGUGGCAAGUUUGGCAGAUGAAACCAGAAACUGGGGAGUGGCUCAAGGUAUUUAACAUUGAUUUGGAAGCUGAAAAAUGGAAGCUCGAUGUAUUUUUUGGAGAUUGUGAAGACAAGAUAGGCCAAGGGGUUUGGCUCAUUCCGGUUGGUUGGCUGAAUUACCCAGAUGUUCUCGUCCUUGCUCCUCCCAAUACAAGUUGCGAUUGCAUUUUGUACAAAGUUUGUACACGUGAGGUCCACUCUGUAGAGUUACCAUAUCCCGCUCGACAUUCUCUUAUUAUAAACCAUAAUAAUUGUAUGGCCUCCGUCCCCGGAGGCUAA